AUGACGACGCAGCAAGAAGCAGAGGCCAAGAACCUCGAGCAGCCGAUCCAGGAGGUCGACACCAACAUGCUCUCUCCCAUUCCUACCGGGAGGAGAUCCAGACGGGAGACGCGGAGGCUGUCCAGCCAGAGCGUCACUCGAGCCGAUCUCUUCUCAGGUCCCACGGUCGUCGCACCUCCCGAUCACCUCAAGAGCAAGACCAGUGCCAAUGAGACGGCCCAGGCCAUGGAGAUGGCCAAAUACCACUUGGCCGAAGGGUCCGAGACUAGCACACCCAACGAGUCCGGCCCUCCAACGCCCGACGACUCGGGGCUCAAGACCACCGACAAGUACGCCUUUGCCUUCGAUAUUGAUGGCGUGCUCAUCCGAGGUGGCGAGGUCAUCCCAGAAGCCAUCGAGGCCAUGAAGGUCUUGAACGGUCAGAACGAAUAUGGUAUCAAAGUGCCGUAUAUUUUCGUGACCAACGGAGGUGGAAAGACCGAAGAGGAGCGAUGUAUCCAACUUUCGCAACAGCUGCAGAUGGAAGUGUCUCCUGGCCAGUUCAUCUGUGGUCAUACCCCGAUGAGAGAAAUGGCCGAGAAAUACCACACGGUUCUGGUCGUUGGCGGCGAAGGCGAGAAGUGUCGCAAGGUCGCCGAGGGCUAUGGAUUCAAAGAUGUCAUCACGCCGGGAGACAUCAUCAAGGAUAACAAAGACACAACACCCUUCCGGACUUUGACCGAGGAGGAGCUGCGGAACUCGAAGAAGCGCAACUACGGAGAAGUCAACAUCGAGGCCGUGUUCGUCUUUGCUGAUAGCAGAGACUGGGCCGGAGACUCUCAAAUCAUCCUCGACCUGUGCAUGAGCAAGAACGGCCGCCUGGGAACCCGAUCCGAGACUUUCGACGAAGGCCCACCGGUCUAUUUCUCCCACAACGACAUCGUCUGGGCCACGUCCCACACCUACUCUCGCAUCGGUAUGGGUGCUCUCCGAGCUUCUCUGGAGGCCAUGUUCAAGGCCAUCACCGGCAAGGAGCUCAAGACCAUCGCUUUCGGAAAGCCACAAGUCGGCACCUUCGAAUUCGCCACCCGACUUCUCCGACAAUGGCGGAAGGACACUCACGGCAUUGACCGCCCUCCGGAGACGGUGUACUUCGUCGGCGACACCCCAGAGUCUGAUAUUCGGGGCACCAACGAGUUCGACGAGAGCGGCAAAUCCGACGCCCAGUGGUUCUCCAUUUUGGUCCGGACCGGUGUCUUCCGAGAAGGCACGCGUCCUGCCUACAUGCCCAAGAUGACGGUGGACAACGUCCUGGAAGCCGUCAAGUUUGGCAUGAAGCGUGAGUUCGAGAAGCAAAUGAAGAACCUCACCAUUGGUGGCGGCGCACCUCAGCUGGCCAACGCCAUUGCCGAGGAUGACCUUGAGCAAGAGGAAGAAGAAAAGCAACGACAAGAACAACAGCAACAGCAGUAA
Molecule: messenger RNA, 1452 nt
Organism: Exophiala dermatitidis NIH/UT8656
Lineage: Eukaryota; Fungi; Ascomycota; Eurotiomycetes; Chaetothyriales; Herpotrichiellaceae
Exons: 2
Coding region: 1-1452 (483 amino acids)
Biological process (GO): glycerophospholipid biosynthetic process
Cellular component (GO): mitochondrion
Source: RefSeq, a predicted model, not a curated record